UUCCAGGAGAUGCUGCUGGAGAACCACAGCUGUGAGCACUUGUGGGGAGACAUGCAGGAGCAGCUUCUUGGCAACGCGUGCCAGCUGCACCCGGGCGCAGAUGGCUGUGUGAUGGGUGGCGGAGGCAAGGACCUGGAUUUGUGGGUGAUGGGCACACCGUGCCCGCCAUUCAGCGAGCAGACCAACGGCCGGUUCCGGCCAGGGGCGGUGGAAUCCCACCCGUUGUACCAUGUGACGUUCAGCUACGCGGCGGAGGCGUUCAAGAUGGGGUACAAGGCCUACGUCUUUGAGCAGGUCCCAGGGUUUGACAAGCCCUACAGCUCCAUAGACAAGGAAACACCGUUCUCAAGGUUGCUUGGCGAUGAAUGA
Messenger RNA from Effrenium voratum, 369 nucleotides. NCBI's taxonomy places the organism in Eukaryota, Dinophyceae, Suessiales, Symbiodiniaceae. The record is from the annotation of a GenBank genome assembly.